Aphanomyces astaci is the source of this 231-nucleotide messenger RNA. RefSeq lists its product as hypothetical. The record is from RefSeq and is a predicted model, not a curated record. Lineage: Eukaryota; Oomycota; Saprolegniomycetes; Saprolegniales; Verrucalvaceae. The coding region runs from base 1 to 231 and encodes 76 amino acids. The transcript is spliced from 2 exons.
AUGCUCCUUGGUGCCGUACGGAAUUGUCCAUCACAUUACAAGAAGGGGCGGGGGUACUUUAGUGGCAAGGGUGUUCCAUCGGCCAUGAAGAUGUUUCUAGCCACCAUCAUCGCAUGCGUGGCGAUGACGUCUGCGGCCGACGACGGCUUCGAUUGGCGCCAAAGCUUGAAGGAGCAGCUCGAAAGACUCAAGGAACAUCAACUUCAAAACCAACCGAAGGAUGCGCUAUAG